This is a messenger RNA of Colletes gigas, 2827 nucleotides long. It is a transcript of the gene Tpcn1, whose product is annotated as two pore calcium channel protein 1-like. Bases 229 to 2769 code for a protein of 846 amino acids. Lineage: Eukaryota; Metazoa; Arthropoda; Insecta; Hymenoptera; Colletidae. Gene Ontology annotation, biological process: transmembrane transport; monoatomic ion transport. Gene Ontology annotation, molecular function: voltage-gated channel activity; monoatomic ion channel activity. Gene Ontology annotation, cellular component: lysosomal membrane; endosome membrane. The record is from RefSeq and is a predicted model, not a curated record. The transcript has 12 exons.
UUACAACCUGUACGUCAAAUACGAGAGCGUCGAAUAACAUCAGUUUAUGUAUUAUGACAUUGUAAUAGGUAAUAUUUAUCACACAAGAAUGUGCACGUAUCUUCGUAUAUUCUUUUUUAAUUUAAUCUAGUCGGACUUCAGUUUCCGAGCAGUUACCCCACUGCAUAGAUCUAAAUAGGCUAGUGUAAAUAGGUAUUUAUUAACAAAUGUAUUGUGUUCUGAACGUAUAUGACAUACUAUUCUCAAAUGUCUUCUCCUAAAACUACCGAAUAUUCAGGCAAUUACCAACGCUUUAGCGAUGAUGCAAACCAAUCACCCGAACAAGACAUUUCGCAUCGAUCAUGUCAAAAAUAUGGAUCUAUGUUAUCGUGUUCUUCUCCAGAGAACCACAUAAAUUCACCCAUAGAAAAUAACCAGACAAGUCAGUUUCCUGACAAAUUUGAAACGGACGAAGCUGAAAAAGAAAACAUGACUGAUAAUGCUGUACUUCCGUUGCAUAAUUUUCUUUUGGAUCAUGAUUUAUAUUGGGAAAUGAAUUACCAUAAAGCUGCAAUAUUUUUAGAGGAAGGCAGAAACAAUGAAAAAUUUGAGUCUCAUCCAAAACAUCCGGAAGAUUUACCAGCAUAUCUCUUAGUUCAUAAUAAUUGGUAUUAUGGAUUAGAUUUAUUGACUUCUCUCAUACUUUUAGCUUUGGCUCUUGUGGAAGAACCAGCAGUACCAUUAUUUGGCAUACCAGUGUGGGCGCACGGAUCGAUAGAACUUUUUGCUUUAAUGAUCAUAGGCAUUGAAUUAGCUUUAAAAUUAAGAUGGAUCGGCUGGUCGACUAUGUUAAAACACAAACGGACAGUGUUAAAGUGCGUUACAUUGGCCAUCAUGUUUUUAGAAGCAAUGACAGUCUUAGUGCGGCAGUCGUCACAUUUUCGCGUAACGCGUGCUCUAAGACCUAUCUUUUUAGUUGAUACAAAGUGUUUCGGAGGCGUAAGAAGAUUUAUAAGGCAAAUACUUUUGACGUUGCCUCCGAUUGUGGACAUGUUAGGCCUGCUUUUAUUUUUCAUUAUACUUUAUACAGUAUUGGGCUAUUAUAUGUUUUACGAAAUGAAUAGAAACUUUUGUACAUUGCAAGAUAGUUUUGUAAGUCUUUUUGUUCUUCUUACCACUGCUAAUUUUCCAGAUGUGAUGAUGCCGUCAUAUUCGAAAAACAAGUGGUACGCAAUAUAUUUUGUAUCUUACUUAUCCACAAUGUUAUACGUGAUGAUGAAUUUGAUGUUGGCAGUUGUAAACGAAACGUUUACAGCAGCUGAACGUGACAAGUUUAAAAAACUGUUUCUACAUAAAAGGAAAGCAUGUCAGCAUGCCUUUCAGUUAUUAGUUUCAAAGCAAAAUGCUGAUAAAAUGCGAUUCCGUCAAUUCGAAGGGCUGAUGCGAUACUAUGCCCCUAAUAAAAGUAUACGAGAUAUAGUUUUAAUGUUUCGAUAUUUGAAUGCCUCUGGAACCGGAUUAUUAAGUGCAGAUGAGUUUUUGAAUAUUUAUGAUACAAUAGAGCUACAGUGGGAACCACAAUAUUCUACUGUACCUUGGUAUCAUAGCAAAUCAAAACCUUUACAGAUUCUCUGCACAGGAGCUCAUGCUGCUAUUAGAUGGACAUAUUUUGAAACUCUGAUGUACAUAACAAUAAUUGCAAAUGGUAUCGCUAUGAUAAUAAGGAUACUACAGCCGAGCAAUAGUCUUUACAGCGCGUGUUUGUUCGCAGCAUCUUGGGAUACUUUUCUUUUGGGAGGAAUAUUUGUUAGCGAAGCAUUGAUAAAAGUAUUGGGCCUUGGUACAAGAUGGUAUCUUAGUUCUGGAUGGAACCUUUUCGAUUUAGGCACAUCCGUAAUGACCCUUGUUUCCGCGUGCAUCAUACGUCUCUUUCCGUCAGCAACAUUCUUUGUUUUAUUCAGACCACUUCGACUAUUGAGAUUAUUUAAAAUGAAAAAGAGAUAUCGAGAUGUAUUUGGUACCCUGGUUAUUUUAACCCCUUUGAUGUCGUCUACCGCAGUGGUUAUGCUUGUUUUAUAUUAUUUUUUCGCGAUUAUUGGAAUGGAAUUGUUCGCCGGAUACAACAUGCGAAAUUGCUGCAAAAAUACAACGGUCGAGGAUUUUUACAAAUAUUCGGUCAAUGAAAGUACAACAUUAGGAUAUUACUAUCUUAAUACAUUCGACAAUCUAAUUGCCAGUGGUAUGACUCUGUUUGAAUUAACAGUUGUUAAUAAUUGGUUUAUAUUAAUGAACGCGUAUGCAUUUACUGUUGGCACGUACACAAGGAUAUAUUUUAUGACAUUUUAUCUGGUGACAAUGAUUGUGUUAACGAUCGUGGUGUCCAGUUUUUUGGAAGCAUUUCGAUUUAGAAUACACUACAAGAAAUCAACAUCCAAACGAGACGAAGAAAGAAUGCUUCACGAAGAAGUGGAGUUAAGAUGGGACGAGUUGCAAUGUAUAAUAGAAGAUUUUCAACUUCUGGAAAAAUUACGACCGUCGCUCAUAGUUGGUGGUACUACUGUUUUUACUGGAUCACGACCUCGAACUCGAGAUGUUUUACAGAGGAAAAUGUAUACAAGCGAAAUAAACGAAUGGAUCGUGGAAGCUAAAGAAGCUGAAAAACACUGUUUAUCAAAUCCUGUAUAUAAUUCAAAAGAAACUUGUACGGAAGAUAGAACUUCUGAACCAGAACGUCUUAGAUCAAGCGUGAGUUUACGAUCAAUACACUAUAAUACAUCUAAUGUUGUGUAGUUAUCAACAAUAAUAAAUAAAAUGUACGAUCAAUAAUUCUGAUGUAUAUAUCUUUACA